AUGACAACGGAAUACUACACGAAAGCUUUAGAACUGGCUAAAGAAAGAGGUGACAAACGGCAAGAAGCAGAGGCAUAUCUGGGGUUAGGAUAUGCUUGCAAAUAUAAUAAUCAAAAUGAUAAAGCAAUUACAUACUAUGAGAAAGCCUGUAAAAUUUCCAAGGAUCGAAACGAUAAAGAGCAGGAAGGUAAGGUUUACCUUGGGUUAGGAGAAGUAUAUAAAUCAAGUAGUCGGUUUCCAAGAGCAAUUGAGCACUACCAGAAAGCUUUGGAAAUCGCGGAAGAACGUGAUGAUAAACUGCAAGUUCUCGAAGCUUCCCUUGGGCUAGGAGUUGCCUAUAAAUUAAGUAAUCAGUUUCAACCUGCAAUUUAUCACUAUGAUAAAGCCCUGAAAAUUGCAAAAGAAAAGGGAAAUAAACAGCAGGAAACUGGUGCCCGUUUUGGUUUGGGAGAGGCUUUUCAUUUAUGCAAUCAGAUUCAAAACGCAAUUAACACUUACGAGGAAGCCUUGAAAAUUGCGAAAGAACGAGAGGAUAAAUAUCACGAAACCGAGGCCCGCCUUUGGUUGGGAAACACUUAUAAGCUGAACAAUCAAAUUCAACUAGCAAUUGAUAACUAUGACAAGUCCUUGGAAAUUGCAAAGAUACAGAAAGAUAAACGACAAGAAACAGAGGCUUACUUUGGACUAGGACAUGCUCAUAAAGUGAAUGGGAAUAUUCAACUCGCAAUUGAUUACUAUGGAACAGCGUUGGAAAUCUCAAGUGGAAGAAAAAAUAAAAGGCUGGUAACUGAAGCGUACCUUGCUUUGGGAGAUAUUUAUAGAUUAGAUGAUCAGGUACAACUCGCAAUUGAAUACUAUAGGAAAGCCUUAAAUAUUGCAAAGGAGCGAGGAGAUAAACGGCAAGAAACUGAUGCAUAUCUUUGGCUGGGGCAUACUUAUAAGCUGAACAAUCAGAUUCAAGUGGCAGUUCAACAGUAUGAGAAAGCCUUGGAAAUUGCAAAGGAACAAAAUGAUAAACGGCAAGAAGCAGAAGCCUACUUUGGUCUUGCUGAUGCUAAAAAAUUUGAAGAAAAAGAAGGAUCUGGAAGACAAG
This is a messenger RNA of Paramuricea clavata, 1093 nucleotides long. Lineage: Eukaryota; Metazoa; Cnidaria; Anthozoa; Malacalcyonacea; Plexauridae. The record is from the annotation of a GenBank genome assembly.